Molecule: messenger RNA, 2307 nt
Organism: Lodderomyces orthopsilosis Co 90-125
Lineage: Eukaryota; Fungi; Ascomycota; Pichiomycetes; Serinales; Debaryomycetaceae
Exons: 1
Coding region: 1-2307 (768 amino acids)
Source: RefSeq, a predicted model, not a curated record
AUGAGUGAUAAUGUUGCAAGACAAAAGUCAGCGAGGUGGGUAACCGAAGUACCAAAUUAUGGAGAUUGGGGAGAUGAAGAUUAUGAUGAAUAUAGUGACGACAAUGCUACUGAAAAUGUCACAAAUACUCAGGCACAAAUAAACCACGAAGGUUUGAAUCAGGACGAUGUGGUAUACGAAGAGGAGCCAAUAUUGGAAGAGAAUAAAACUGAACGUCCAGAAACUAUAAAUACAGGGGAUCAUCGUGAGGUGGGUGCACACACAGAGACCAAAAGCCCUUUAGUUUUGUCAAUUGAUAGGCAUGAAAAUAGAGCAGAAACGGAUAGUAGUGAAGAAGAAGAGGAUGGUGAAACCCACGGACAUACUGGAUAUGAACGGAACACAAAUGCAGAAGCAAGAGCGAAUGUCUUACCCCGAAGAACAAGCACAUAUGAGGAAGUUGUACCUGGUGCAUUUAGAGACGACGAGAAAAUUCACAAUGCACUGGUUGCUACCGCUACGAUACCCGACACCCCACAAGAGGACGAGAAUAGACUGAGGAAUGCAUACUACAGACUGGACAGAAGCGAAUUCGUUGUUCCUCCAACGCCUACAUUUAGUGAAUUCUCCGGCCACUCGAAUUAUCCGGAAACAUUCUCCGAAGCAAGCUUUCAAUCAGACUCUUCAAUUCAAAGGGAACCUGUCAAUUUAUCAGUCAAGGACUCGAAUUUAGCUAAUACAAGUGGGGUCCUUUUGGAGGAGCCGAAUGAUCUUGGUGAGAGGCAACAAGAGCGCGCAUCAGACCCCGAGAAAUUGGUCCUUUCAAUAGAUAAUAGAGCCAACAAUAUUAAUGAUGAUGACAGUACUGACGAUGAUUGGGGGUACCAAGGUAAUGAUACGUCUGAUGAAGAAGACAAUGACGAGCAUUUGAAAGUUGAGACAGAGCAAGACAUUGAUUCGUAUAUAAAUGAGUUGAGUGGUCAUGCGUCUAUCAAAAACGAUGAUGAUUCAGUGAAUGCGCCAAAGGUGGACAUAUCUGAAAUUGAGCCCAAACAUUUUGAUGCUGCAAGUCACGAUGAGAUCGACAGUCCAAUAGCUCCGUUGUCCAUCGCACAACAACACAACACUUAUUUGAAUGAAAUGGCAAGUCGAAAACUGUCAGUGAGGAAGGCACCUACUAGAAUCGAAUCUGGUGAUUAUUCAAAUUUAAUAAAUGGGUACGGUGAUGAAGAAGAGUCCAACAUUGAGCCCCAAAGUGGACACAGUCGAAAGGAAAGUGUCGAGUUUGUCCCACCCAGUAUGGACGUACGUUCUAUCCUUUCUAGUGGAUCUCUAUCCACGGGAAAACUUUCGUUAGAGUCAAGGACGUUUCAAAAGCCAGAGACAAACGAUGAUGAAGAGUUGAAUUCCCGAAGGGUUUCUCAAGCCACAUUAAGUUUUGGAAAUUGGGUACCAAAUACAGAUAACUACCGUAAUAAGUUCAUCAAUGACAAUGAUAACGAAUCAACCAUCAAUUUCGAAUCUGAUGUCGCAUCUAAAUACAACAAAUUUACAAAGGCACGCGCCGCUUCAGGACUUUCAGAUGUUGUCUCCAAUGCUAGUUCCGUGUCUGUUCCCGAAACAAUUGAUGCUGCAAUGCCUAGUAUUCAAGAGGAUACCGACGACGAAACACAGAAUGACCUGUUUGGUGAUACCAAGUCUAGCGACAGAUUGGAACCUUUUGUCACGCAAGACUCACUUUUCGAAUCUAAGCCGUAUCAAAAGCCAGUGUUUGGCGAAGAGAGAUUAACUCCUGCUGCUUCAAAAGAUAAUUUACCCCAAAAGUAUUCAAGUUUGCUUCCAAUGCAAGAAAGAAAAGCAUCAGAUGGCUCAGACGAAAUUGCUACUCAAUCAAGGACGGUAUCAGCUAAUAGCAAUUCCACGACUGUUGUUACAUCAGCACCUACUACCUCCUCAACAACCGAUUUCAAGCCAAGAUCAUAUCCAGUUUCUAACUGGAAGACCAUAGUCACAAUAUCGCAACCAGUUGAUCGAAUAGCUGCGUUCAAAAGAGCGUUGGCAGAUGAAGCGGCAUACGAAACUGGCUUGCAAUAUUGGUUGAACUACACUUUGAAACAGAGUCCAGAUUCUGGUAACAAUAUCCAUAUUGGUCGUAUAGCCUCCCAGGCUUAUCAAAAUGCUACUCACAAUGAUCUAAGAAGACAUGGAUCCUUAAGAAGUAAGGUGAAUGUGAUGAAGGACAAAGUUGAGGGUACAGGAUCUACAGCUUCCAGCUUUGGUAAAAAGCUAUUUAGUCGUAGUAGGAAAUUUAUUUCUGGUGAUAAAUAG